Messenger RNA from Drosophila innubila, 595 nucleotides. RefSeq lists its product as uncharacterized. NCBI's taxonomy places the organism in Eukaryota, Metazoa, Arthropoda, Insecta, Diptera, Drosophilidae. The coding region runs from base 18 to 449 and encodes 143 amino acids. The record is from RefSeq and is a predicted model, not a curated record. The transcript is spliced from 2 exons.
GCAGAAAUUGAAGCGGAAUGAAGAUUAUUUUAAUUUUAAUUCUAAUCUCAGUUUUUGCAGUGCAAGCGGAAUGGGGCGAGCAUUGCGAAAGGUCGCUGGAGCUGGAAUCCGAAUGUGGUCGUUAUUGUUAUAAGGUUGUAAGACCGUUUUUAGAUCAUAUAAAGACAUUACAGCCAAAGGACGCAGAUAAAGAUGGUUCCCAACUGGAAAAGUUCAAAGAAAAAAUCGAAAUGGUCGAAAAUAAAUAUGAUACCCUAGAACACGAUCUACUAAAAAAGUGGGAACAACUUGAACGAAAGAUAGAAAUGGAGUGGCAGGAAAUAAAGACAUUACAGCAGGAGGCCAGUAACAAAUAUCAAAAUAUACUAAAUAAGCUGGAUAGUAUACAAAACACCAAACGAACGAAUUCACCUGCCACCUUUGUGAAUACAUUUCAGUGUAGACAUUAGGUCAGAAUUCCUUGAUGCCAACGCCCGAUCUAGGUAAUUAGGUGUAAGCAAAAUGGAACAAAAAUUAAAGUAUGUAAUAAAUUGACUAACUAACUGAAAGAUAUUUUGAGUUCAAAUAAAAAAAAUUCAUACAAGCAUUCAAAAAA